Molecule: messenger RNA, 7926 nt
Organism: Mobula hypostoma (lesser devil ray)
Lineage: Eukaryota; Metazoa; Chordata; Chondrichthyes; Myliobatiformes; Myliobatidae
Gene: usp40
Product: ubiquitin specific peptidase 40
Exons: 32
Coding region: 471-4274 (1267 amino acids)
Biological process (GO): protein deubiquitination
Cellular component (GO): nucleus; cytosol
Molecular function (GO): cysteine-type deubiquitinase activity
Source: RefSeq, a predicted model, not a curated record
UGGCUGUGUAGCGUAAUGGCCGUUUACGGAUGUGAAGAAGUGCUGUUCCCAGGGAGACGCUGCUGCUGUGCCUUAACACUGUAGGGCUUCAGUGGCGAAGAUUUUCCGCCAGUGAAUAUUAAUAAUAACAAUAAUAAUAAUAAGCACCAUCUCGGGUUGUACUGAAUGCUCAUGGGCAUCAUUUGGGCUUCAAAACCCUUGUUUUUUUUCUCUGGAAGCUUCUCCCAUUUCUGGAUUUAAUUCACAGCUGGCGGAGUUCUCGGUUAAGUUGCUGCACUCUCACCUCCAUGUGUUAAUGGUAAUGGAAAUGAAGAAAGACACUGCCUGAACUUCAAACCUACUGCUACCAACAGAGUGGAAGUUCUAAUGCUGCUGAGAAUGAGAUAACAUUAAAUUAUUAAGCUGCAAAUUCAGUUUUUUUAGGCCAAAGCAAAACCAUAUGAGAGGUUGAGUGCCUCGUGUUUUGCAGAAUGUUUGGGGACAUGUUUGAGGAAGAGGAAGACUCUGGCUUUGUGUGUGAGAACAAAGUGGGGAAUGGUAGAAAAUCAAGGAAAAUUGAUACUGAGCCACCAGCGCAUCGAGCAGCCUGUAAUCUCAGUGGAAUCAAAAACCAGGGAGGCACCUGCUACCUCAACUCACUGCUUCAAACAUUGCUGUAUACACCAGAAUUUCGGGAAUCAUUAUUUGCUCUAGGACCUGAGGAACUGGGAGAUUUAUCAGACAAAGAUAAGCCAGAAUCAAAGGUGCGAGUCAUCCCUUUAGAGCUACAAAGACUCUUUGCUCAGUUAUUGCUUGCAGAUCAGCUGGCAGCAUCUACAUCUGAUUUAACUGACAGCUUUGGCUGGACAAGUAAUGAGGAAACCAGUCAACAUGAUGUGCAAGAAUUAAAUCGAAUUCUGUUCAGUGCGCUGGAAAGCUCUUUAGUCGGAACCUCUGGACAUGACCUCAUUAAUAGACUGUACCAUGGAAUAGUUGUUAACAAGAUUUUCUGUGUGGAAUGUGGCAACAUUAGUGAAAGACAGGAGGACUUCUUGGACUUGACCGUGGCUGUGAAGGAUGUCAGUGGACUGGAAGAAGCUCUGUAUACCCUCUAUGUUGAAGAAGAACAUUUUGACAAUGAUAAUCUCUACCAAUGUGGAAGGUGUGAGAAAUUGGUUAAGGCAAUUAAGUCAGCAAAAAUUCGGCAUCUUCCAACGUUCCUGACUAUCUCAUUGCUGCGUUUCAACUUUGAUUUUGCCAAGUGUGAAAGGUACAAGGAGACAGGAUGCUACACUUUUCCAGUCAGACUUGAUAUGCGGCCAUUCUGUGAGCAGGAUAACCUGGCAGACACAGAGUAUGAACUUUUUUCUGUAAUCAUUCACAAAGGAGGAUGCUAUGGAGGGCAUUACCAUGCUUACAUCAAAGACAUUGACCAACUGGGCACCUGGUUCUCUGUAGAUGAAGAGAAAACAGUGAUCAACUCAACUAAAGAUCCAAUCAAGGAAGCCAACCAGUUGGAACUGGGAGGUCCCCUCGAAAUUCUGAGAGCUAUUCUAGUCCAGAUAGGACCCGAUGGCAUACUGGUUGACCAGCUGGGCCAGAAAUUACUGGAGAAGGUCGGUGUUGCAUGGAACAAAAAGUAUCGCAAGCAGUGUGGGUCUAUAAGAAAGUUUCUGGAGAGGCAUCCUGAUGUGUUUCUGCUAAAAGCAAAUGGAACAAGGGUUGCGCUAAAACCGACUGAUCACGGUUGCCCAGGGCAACAGCUCCAUAAAUCCAAUAAAGUCAGAAAGGCACAAACAGGAAAUACCACAGCCAUCAGUGAGCAAGGGAUUGAUGCAGGGAGAACGCAGUCCAUCACAUCUACUUUUGAAGAACAUUGGUUCGAUUUUGAUGAUUCCCAAGUGCGACCUAUCCGUGAGAAAGACAUUGAGAAGCAAUUUCAGGGCAAGGAGUGUGCGUACAUGUUGUUUUACAGAAAAUCUCGACUGCAGCGACCAGAACAGGCUAGAGGAAAUUCAAGGUAUAAAGUACCAGCCAACUUGGAGGAGGAGAUGGCCAGCUUAGAUGCCAGUCUUCAGAAACAAAGGGCAGAAUUUGAUUCUGCAACCAAUAACAUUGAAGUCCAUCUUCACUGGGGUCCCAAGUACAAGUUUGAAACUGGUGCCUUACAGCCUGCUUCCUCCCAGCGGGACAGUGUGUUGACAAUAACCAUAGACAGGAGAAAAACUAUUGGUGAUCUCAUGCAGACCAUUUUCCAGCAGUUGGAAUUCUGGAAUGGCGAUAUGGUAAUAACUCGUGCCAAGCAACUGCCAGCUGGUCUUCAUCUUUAUGAGACCUUUAAAGAGGAUCAUAUCUCUCUGUACAGUUUGGGCAUUACAGAUGGAACAACUCUUUUUGUAUGGAGUGGUAACAAGGUUGGUGGUGUAAAGAUACAAACGGGUGAGGAGUUUGAGCCGUUACUACUUAAAAUACUGUAUCCCAGAAUGAGGCGUAAAUCAGAAACUGAAACCAUACACUACAACGAGACACAAAAGGUGUUCACCCGGAACACAUUGCUCAGUUCAGUUCGAGAAGCUCUUGCCUUAUCAACAGGAAUUUCUCCAGAGGAGUUAACUCUUUUUUAUAAGAGAUUGGAGAAUGAAAUGUCCUCAAAUUGGGUUGCGUAUGCCAGUGAAGAUGCACACAAAACCCUAGCAGAAUUAAAACUUAAGGAUGGCGAUUCCGUGUUAGCAACAGACCAGAAAUACUAUGACCUGAGUGUUCCCUGUCCCAAUGAUAUCCUUGUAAAUGUAGCACCACAGACUGAUCGCAGCUGGCUACAGAUCAAGAAUUACUGUGGUGAAGGAUUGUCACAAUCUGCAGGGGCAGUGGUGACUGUUGCAGUUACUAUGGAGAUGCUCGUUUCAGAAAUUAAAGCUAAUGCAAUUGAGAAACUGGAGGAGAGAAGUGAAAAAGAAAAUGAGAUCUGUCUGAGACCAAUUGACAGAGUUGGAAAGCUCCUCCCACCAGUAUAUGAAAAUUUGACCGUGAAAGAAGCUGGGUUGAAAACAGGAAGCACUUUGGCACUUUUUCCUGGCUGUACUCCAACUGACACACAGCUAUUCUUGUAUUUCACUAUUGGGGACAGAAUUCACUUAAACUCAGAAAUGGAGAUUGUGGUAGAACGGAGCAGCUCAGUCCGAGAGUGCUUGAAGCUGAUGUUGGAGAAAGCUGGAUUAUCAGGAGAAAAUUGGCACUUAAGGAAAACUGAUUGGUGCUAUGAUGCUGGAGAAGUUUUGAAAGAUGAGGAAGCUACAGUGGCAGACAUGAAAAUAACCAAUGGAGACACACUUGUUCUCAUGGAAGGGCGACUUCCACCAAAGGGAUUUCUGAUGUUACCUGUAUGGUUCUACCAAUCUACACUGAACUCAGUAAACUCGGGGUACAUUCAAGAGAAGCAAAAAAGCAUUGAAGACAGGCUUUGUUCUUUAAGUAUCUUGUCCACUGCAAGAGACUUUUCGCUGCAGCAGAAUAUGGACACUGACUUGGAAUUUGUGGGCAAUAUUGAGAUAUCUCGUGAUGCUAGUCUCGAGGAUUUAAAAACUCAGGUUUUGACUUUGCCAUUGCUUCAAGGUCUUUCUGUCCCUUCAGUGAAGUUCCUCAGGGUCUGGCUGCUCGAAAAUAAGUGUCCUGUUAAGAUCCUGCGGAACCAGCAGCAGCAGCUCAGCAAAUUCAAGCUGGAGAGUUCUGCAGAGAUUGGAAUUCAGCUGCUUCAAGCAGAAGAGCAGCUGGCGUCCACUGAGUUGUUGCUACAGUUGCGGAUGGGUGUGCCUGGCGAAAGGACCUAUUAUCCAGCAGAGGAGAUUGUCUGGGACGUGUCCAAAGAAUCCACAACUCGGGCUCUUAGACAGAGAAUUUCUCAGCACUACUCGCUAGCACCAGAACAUAUUGAAAUUGCCAAACAGUUAACAGAUCAGUUUGAAUGGAUGCCAAUAACUACCUGGAGCCAACAAGUUUCAAAGAAGAAGAAGAAAAAGAAACUACAGAGUGUGCAGGGGGCACCAUAUUAUCUGAAAGACGGAGACAUUAUUGGAGUUAAGAAUCUGUUAAUUGACAACAAUAAAGACUUCAGCACCAUUGCUGAUGACAUUGGGAAGGAAAAACUCAGACUUGAAGACUGUAAUAAGAACAAACGUGAACAAGCUACUGCGCAUCAGAGUGGCGACUCCACAGAAGCUAGCGAAAAGCAGGUAGUUCGUGGUCGUACCCGCAGACCGGAAGUUGCCUUGUCUAUCAGUGUGGCAGACUUCAGAUAAUGGCUGCAGAAAUUGGAAGUGGCCAGCUGGAAGAAGUUGUGAGCUUUUCUCUUAUUAUCGGAAGCUCGUAGCUGAGUAAGAGCAGUGAAAGUACAAUCAGUGGCUCAUCUUCUAUGAAAUGCAAAGAAGUAAAGGUAGCCAGUUAUAAAGUGAGGGUUGAAAAUAAGUUGGCAAAAGCUGCCAGGUUCUUCAUGACCGUUUGUUGGUACCCUAAGAAGAUUCUCUUUCAUCUUCUCAGUCUGAGAAGAGAAAUCCAGCAGGAGAUGUUAUCAAAACAGAUUGAAGAACCAUCGCCAGAGGACUUGGGGUUCGUUGGUCAAUAACUGCCAGAAUGAAUACUUAAGAGAUUUUUUUUAUUUCAUGCAAAUAUUCAAUCUUUUUAAGAAAAAAAAAUUAUCUAUGCAAUAAAUGGGAAUCUAUUCCCAAGGAAAAUGUCAAUGCUUCUAACACAAACAACUGGUGUUCAUUGAUGUGGCAAAGCCUCAGUAUUGCAGUCAUCAAUACGUAGUAAUGGUAAUUGGUAAUUUUGGUCAUGUGUUCUUGUGAAAAUUUCUCUUGGACUUGGUUCUGAUCUGAUUGAUGUAUUGACUGAAUUUUCAUGGGCCAUAAAAUCCAAAGCAGGAUCACAUCACAUAAAAGAGUGUUAAUUUUGAAAUGUUUUUUUUCUAACAUAGGAUGGUUAUAGGAAAAGAAACAAUUAAAGUGGAUUUUAUGGUCUAAUUUUCAGUGAGGACCUGACCUGCUGGCAAGGACUAUGUGCCUCACGUGAACACUCGCAACCUCAGGAGUUCGCAGUUCAGAGAAAGCUCUGCUAUCUAGUAAUGAUACACAAGGUGAUAAUUUGAGAUAGACUUAGAGUAUAUAAUGUACGAAAAAAAAAUGUAUAGCCUUAUGUUGCAAGUGGAGUAACAUCUUUUAAAGAGCCACUGUUUUCCUAUUUAAACUUUUGUUCUUCACUAGAAAACUAACACAAUUUCCCCCUCGAUCAGUUAUUUUGCUGAUUGUUUUACACAAUGCCUUAAAAGACACCUAACCUCUUGUAAAUUAGAUAUACACUCAAAACUUUAUCUAUGUGCCAAUAGGAUGUAUUAAAUCCCUCCUGCUAAUAUAUUAUUUUUACUCCUGUUCAAAUCUUUGGAUGUUUUGCUAGUAAGUGCUAAGUGGCUAGAACAAAAUCCUUACCAAGUCUAACACUGAGUAGCACAGGAAUGAGGAGUCUAUUUUGUUAAUCUAGUCAUAAACAUUCCAAAAAGUAGUUGUCCACUGAUCCCACUUAAUGGAAUUUCACUAUUAACGUAUAUGUACUGUAUGGUGCCAUUUGCAGGGAUUGCAAUGUGUAUAAAGGAAAGUCAAGCUUGCACUCAGUUUAUUCAAGGAUGAAAGAUUAUAACAAAUUCUCUCCAUUGCCCUUCUAAACAAGCAUCGUUGCUGUAAUUUACUUCAGAUUUUAUCAAACAAAAACAGGUUAAUUUGCUACAGUGAUCUGCAGUUGCUUUUGGGACAGAUUUGCCUAUAGUUUUUAAAACAAGAAAACAAGCUAUGAAUAAUAAUGACGAGACAGGAGAAAUUUAAAGAAUCAAUUAGAAAUGUUGCAGCCAUCCUUUAUUUCAGCAUUUUCAUCUUGUUUCUUAAAAUUACAAUUAGUAAGUUAUAUAACUGCCUCCUGUGGAACAGGAUGCAAAGAGUUGCCUUGAAAAUGAAGUUUAGGUUCCAGAUAUUAAUGACUCAGUGACUAACUUCAUCGGGAUAUGUGAUGCGACUUAGCAGCUGCACUUAGUUUACUUUUAAGUUUGAACUUUAUUAUAUAAAUUGUAGAAUAGUUUUGAGUGAUCUAUGACUUUGCUCUGAAUUGUGAAUGUGAUUAGGUGUAUUAUAUGAAUGUGGCAUGACAUGAAGUUUUCAUGGUGCACUGUAAUUUGUGAUUGGCCAAUGAUAAACAAUUUUAAGAAAAUCUUAUUACAAUCAAUUUGAACUGAAAAUCUGUGGUAACAUGCAAGAAUGCUGCUGAUUUGAUUGAGGAGGAGGAAGAGGAGAAGUUGUAUUGGCCAGUAUGAAAAAUAUUUUCAUGAAUACGUUUGGGUAGAAUUUGCUUUCUUUCUGGAACAAGGGAAUAUUUCUUUAAAACUUUUUUCCAACAUGAUUUAGUGAAAAAGCAAAUGAAAAGCUUUAUAAUCACUAACUGUAUUGAUAUUUCAAUAACAAUAGAUUAAAUUCAAACAAAAUCUUUAAGUACUUAUAGCAACUGGUUUAGUUUUUCUUCAGUCAGUAACUGGUAUAGGCCUAAUUUGCUGUAAUCCAAAGUACUUGCUGAGAAUUAAAAAUAAAACAGGAAAUAUUUGAAAUACUGAGAAGACAGGGCAGCAUCUGUGUACACUGAUUGUUGACCUUUCAUGAGAACUUUGACCUUCAGUAUCCACAGGUGCUUCUUUGCCUCUUUGGUAUUUCCAAUACUUCCAGUUUUUAUUUCUGAUUUCCAGCAUCUGCAGUGUUUUUUUUUCAAAGUUAAUAUCCAGAAGUGGUGUUUCGUGUUAUACCUUUUUUUUUCCCUGUAGGAUUUGAAUGAAUCUUGUAAAAUACCAAUUUUCUACUUGAAGCUGAUAUUUUUUGGAUGUGAUUGAGUUGAUUACAGAUUCAUCUUCAGUUUGGCAGAUCUUCAAAAAUCUUUAUUCUUCAGAGAGAGGGUGAUAAUGGGUUAUUUACCACCUUCUCCUUUGACCAUGGCUAUUAAUAAUUCAUGUCAACUUGUACAUUGGAUACAAGAUGUAUUUUGUUUUUGAAUCAGUGAGGUAUCGCAGGAGACGGCAUUUUAUUUUUUUAAAAAAACAAGAAAAUCUAAUCCCUUUCAAUCAGUGCUUCAACCUGAGGCAUCUCUGACCUGUUUUCAUGCUUCCUUCCAGUGAAGUGCUAUGGAGACAGGUGGGGGCAGGUAGGCAAGUGUACAAGGAGCUUUGUUAGAGGAAAAAGAGGUGUUUUGAUACUUUCCAAAUGUGAAAUUUUGUUAAUGAUGCAGGUGGCACAAAUGUAUUAAUUAGAAAUACAAGCUGAUCAUCUCUUCCUGGUGCUUAAUUACUUCAGAAGGUGAUUAAUGCUCAUGAACGAUUUGACUUGGCCCUUGGUUGGCGAGGUUGUUUUUGUUUCCUUUCUGCUUUGCACUGCCAUCAAGCAUGGACAGUUCAGUUUCCGAUGGAAUGUUGGUUGACAGAGGGAUUGAAGUUUCUUUCUACAAUGCCACAGGUUCCAUUGUCCCAGACCACUAGUAUUUGGGUCAAAUGUGAUAGGUGGAGAUGAUUUUUGCAACGCUGCUACAGAUGUACUUAUGGGAUAUGGGGAAUUGGGCAGGAGAGGAGGAAAGUAGAUCAUGCAUUGGAAUAGAAAACCUGAAACUUUAGAUUUGGGGAUUUCACAGUUCAAUUACCACCUGGCUUAUUACCUAAAAACAGACAAGCACUUAAGUCCAGCAAAGAUGCAAUUCUGGCUUUCAGGGAUGUUUUGGCAUCUAUUGAAAGCAAAAUUUUAAACAUUGCCCAAGGAUAACCCCUUCUAAUCUGAGCUAGUAAAUGUGUGGAUAAUUAUUCUGACAUAAGGAAGGAGUAAGAACCUCCUUUGAAUUUUCCUAAGAAAUUUGAAUCAGUUUAUUUUAUAUCGAGGAUAA